CUCACAAUUAUUAGAGAUUUGUCGCAAGUUCCGAAUUAAAAAAAUUUGUACAAAAAAUAUAUAGGUACUUCACAAAAUUUCCGGGCGAGAGUGUGUGAAAAAUUUGUAUAAACUCAUCACGCGCGCAAAACAUACUCAAAUAAAUUGUUAAGUAAAAGAAGAGGCGUGAUCAUCCCAAAAGGAUUCUAAUACCUGUUUUUUUUUUUGUCACAUUAUGCCUAUAAAAAACCAUUUCAAGAAGUGCAUUAUGGUUUUAUGCUUGUUUUAUAAAAUUGUACCAAAAUCGAACCAGAUAAAUUAGCUCUAAGAUCUUUUAGUGGUAUAAUCGUGAUUCAACCAAUAACGAAUCAGUGUAAUAUCAUUGUUAAAAUAAUAUAAUACAUUCAACUAGCAUUAUACUCGUGAAUACAACCUAAAGCGGCCAUGUAUUACCAAGAGUUGUUCAUUUGAUUGCGUGAAACUGACUAGCGUUAAGGGCUGGGAAUUCGGUCCGGAUUUUUCGGUCAAACCGGAAACCGGGCAGUUUAAACCGUCCCGGUUGUAACCGGAAACCGGAUUCUCAUUAAUCCAAUCCAGUUUGCGGUCUGAGGUUGAGGGUAAAUAACCGCCCCGGUCCCGGUCCAGUUUUACCCGGUUUUAACCGGAAACCGGAUAACAGACCCAAACUAAGCCUGACCCAGUGAAGCCCAGCCCAAGCCACACCUCCUUACUGUGAAGCCUGAGACCCAUGCCCAAACCCAAGCCCGACCCAGUGAAGCCCAGCCCAACCUCUUUAGUUUUGAAGCCCGAAACCCAUAACCCCACCCACAACCCUAAUUCCUACAGCCGCCGCUCUCCUCUCCCUCUUCCUCUCUCGAUCUUAAACUCAAUCUCUCACCCCUCUCACCCACGGCGACGACGACGACGACCUCGGCUGUCUAAUCGUCGACUCUCACUCCAGAAGAAGAAGAAGAAGAAGAAGAAGAAGACGAGAGGAGAAGGACUCCGAAGACACAACCCGUCGACGAUUAUUGAUUCCCAUCUCGAGCUUUUCUCCGUCGGGUUCUGCAUGCGCCAAAUACACCGCCGAUCUAUCUCCUCCAAUCUUCCUCACACUCCGCCGCUUUCUUUUCUUGCUUCACCGCUUCCUCUUCUUCGUUCUCUCUCGAGACUAUGUUGGCGGAGGCGGCAAGUUGGUGAGUAGCUCUAUUGGGCUAUUGGCGGAGAUGAGGUCGACGAUGAAGGGGCAGGGGCAGUUCUGUUCGGAAAAAUUCAAGGACGGGAAGGAGCAGCUCUGUUGGCGGAGGCGAGAUCGACGAGGAUCCAGUGAUGACGGAGGUCGGAGAAGACAUGAAAAGAAGGGUUGAGAUUUUGGGAGGAAGAAAGAGAAGGAAAGUAAAUGAGGGUUGAGAGGGAUCUGGUGGGUUUCUCUGUGGGAUUGGAAAUGAAAGUGAGAAUUGGAGAUGGUUUUUCGGGAGAGAAGGAGGUGAAGAGCAGCUGUCGUUUUGGGAGAAAGGAAAAGUUCCGGUUUUUUGGUUGAAACCGGAUCGGACCGGAUUCAAUCCAGUCCGGUCACGGUUGAAACCGGCUCCCUAUCCAAUCCAAUUUCCGGUUGCUGUCUUGGUCGAAACGGUUUAAAAAAACCGGGUUAAUCCGGUCCAGUUUUAACCGGACCAAACCGUUUCCCACCCCUACUAGCGUUCAUAAUAUUUGUAUGCCAUAAUCUAGGCGGUAGAUGUUUUACAGUUCAAUUGGCGAUGAGAUUUAACAAUCCUUGGUUUGGUUUUAUCACAUACAAUUGAUUAAUUAGAAAAAAGAUCAGGUGUAUAACACCUUAAUUAGGUACACCUAAAAUGCAUAACUGGCACAUCUCAUUUGUUACAAUUUGAACUUGAUUUUUCCCCACUAGAAAGUCGUCGUGAACGCUUUUAAGUUUUAAUCCUCAGGUUUGUUUCCUAAAAACUCGACAUUAGUCAAGAAAAAAGCCAUUGACUAAUACUUAAAUAUCAACACCGGAUGCUAUACCAAGUUUUUUGGUUAUUACGCGUGAACAUCCCCACACAUACCGCUUAAGUGAUGGUGGAGCGAGACAAAAUCUUGGGGUUAACUUGUUUGAGCCCUCCACAAAACUUCUCAUUAAAUGUCACCAGGAAACAUUAUAGCAGGCCUUGGCGAGUCGAAUACGGGAUCUUGUUUACACCUAAAAUUAUUUUUGAUUCAAUUAAAUGCCGUAUUAAUGAGUUUCGACAUUUAAUUCGAUACGGCGGAUAAAAAACAGUGUCGUUUGGAGUUUAGCGGCAUCGCGGAGAGUUAAAACGACACUUCAAAGAAGCUCAACGGUACCGUGGCACUGGAAAUGACACUGUUUGCCGGAGAACAAGAGGUGUGCCGCAUGGUUAGUGUUGGUGUUGGAAAAGGAUUUUUAUUAUUUAUUCCUUGUCGGAAGGGGAGAAGCGAUACCGCGUGGAAGCAAGCGGCAUCGCGGAGAAGUAAAACGAUACCGCGGAUUUAAAAACGGUACCGAUGUGCUAGCAAACGACAGUGUUUAAAAUAUUUAAACAAUGUCGCGAAAGGAAAAGCAAACGAAGCCAUUUUGGGGAAGGAAACGAUACCGCGAGCAAGCCCAACGACACCGCAAGACGGAGAAAAACGGUACCGUUUGGUAGAGAACAAUGUCGCGGAAUGAAAAACGACAUUGUUU
Molecule: messenger RNA, 2680 nt
Organism: Linum trigynum
Lineage: Eukaryota; Viridiplantae; Streptophyta; Magnoliopsida; Malpighiales; Linaceae
Source: the annotation of a GenBank genome assembly